This is a messenger RNA of Clonostachys byssicola, 405 nucleotides long. NCBI's taxonomy places the organism in Eukaryota, Fungi, Ascomycota, Sordariomycetes, Hypocreales, Bionectriaceae. The record is from the annotation of a GenBank genome assembly.
AUGACGGAAAAUAGACUGCGAGUGAAUCUCGACAUAUCGCACUGGAGCGUCGCCUGUGAGCGUCUUCUCGAUCAAUCUGAUGAAGAUAUGCAGCUACUAGAGAGAAUCUUUCCAUUCGUUCACCACAUCCACUCGCGCAUCGGCACGACACAAUCUUCUCAAUGCCCUGACCCGUCCGAUCCAAUAUACCAACCAGAAGUACAAUGUUUUGAAAACAUCUGGAGAAGAGUGAUCUUGACACAAGUAGAGCGAGAUGGCCCUAACGCUAUAAUUACGUUUGUCCCUGAGUGGGGCCCCUAUCCAUACCAUCCCCGUGGGAGUGUGCGAGAGUUCUCCGAGGUAGCCGAUACUGAAGGAGCGCGCCAGCAAGGCCUCUUUGAACGAAUCUGCAACAUAGCGCCAUGA